Aspergillus tanneri is the source of this 708-nucleotide messenger RNA. RefSeq lists its product as uncharacterized. The transcript has 2 exons. The record is from RefSeq and is a predicted model, not a curated record. Lineage: Eukaryota; Fungi; Ascomycota; Eurotiomycetes; Eurotiales; Aspergillaceae. Bases 1 to 708 code for a protein of 235 amino acids.
AUGCGCACUCGUUCUCAGCAACAGUCACCUGGCGGCUUCGUAUCCCUCGAGAGCGUCACUCGUCGGACGAGGUCGACCCGAAGCGCUUCACAGACAAAUUCCAUUUGUGAAACCUCUGAACCUCUCACAGAACCUCCGACUCGUUCGAAGAGCCAGCGUGUGACGAAGACCACUUCCAAGAAACUUAUCAAGACCCAGCCCAAGAAGGCUCCAAAGCGAGUUACAAGACAGUCGACCCGAAAGGCAGCCAAGUCGCAGUCGGCUGACGAAGAAUAUGAAUCCCACGAUGAGCAGCGACCCGAGCCCACCCCGGAGGACACCAACCACGACGACAAAGAGAACCACAGGGGAGCGCCCCAAAUGCAAGAGUCUGCUACUACAGCAAAUGAGAAUCCUUUGUCGGAACAGAAUAGCUCAGAGAAAACGGAAGCCCCUUCCCCCCAACACCUACCUACCCAAAAUACAAAGGCCCAUGAAACUACUGGAACCACAAAUCCCCCCGAACUCCCCCAAACCUCCCAGGACAUCCCUUCAAAACUUGAGGCCCAUAUAUCCGUGGAAACCUUCGGUGCCUCGUGGACCGAAUUCUUAUUCGGGGACAUAAGUUACGUUGGCUCGCCCGUAUCAGAGAGGUCCAGGACUCCGUCCAUCGACGAGCCUCUGUUCACUAUUGAAGGCGAACUGGACAAGGGCCUUUCGAGCAGAUAG